This is a messenger RNA of Leguminivora glycinivorella, 3293 nucleotides long. It is a transcript of the gene Sp1, whose product is annotated as transcription factor Sp9. The record is from RefSeq and is a predicted model, not a curated record. The transcript has 2 exons. Lineage: Eukaryota; Metazoa; Arthropoda; Insecta; Lepidoptera; Tortricidae. Gene Ontology annotation, biological process: regulation of transcription by RNA polymerase II. Bases 100 to 1299 code for a protein of 399 amino acids. Gene Ontology annotation, molecular function: RNA polymerase II cis-regulatory region sequence-specific DNA binding; DNA-binding transcription factor activity, RNA polymerase II-specific.
UUCGUUCGCCGCAUCACUCCGUUAAGAUAAUUGCUCCGAAUUUUCUUGGGAUUUUCGCGUGUGAUGUGACGUCAUCGGUGUGGAAACUUAUGGGCAGAUAUGCAUUGUGCAUACUAUCAGCAACAUGGGGAGCACCCCGUGAAUAAUGGGAGUAAUCAUUAUUUCAAUGAGGAACACCCGAGCUUACGCGGCACGCCGCUGGCGAUGUUGGCGGCGCAGUGCAACAAGCUGUCGAGCAAAUCUCCGCCGCCGCUGGCCGACGCCGCCGUGGGCAAGGGCUUCCACCCGUGGAAGAAGAGCCCCGGCGCGCACUCCCCGCCCGGCGGUGGCGGCGCGCCGCGCUCGCAGCCGCCCGCCUGCACCCCCUACGGCCGAGGACCCACGUCGUGUGCCGCGCCUCCUUCAUAUGGAAACGACCUCUAUUUCCCGUCAUCUGGCGAUCAACUCUUAGGCAAAAGCGAAUCCAGCGCGAGUCUCGGCUCGAUGUACUCCCGACACCCCUAUGAAUCGUGGCCUUUCAACGUCGGCGGCGGCGGCAGUAGUGGUGCCUUAAAAGCUGCCGAAAUGGGCGGCGUCGGCGCCGUCGGCGGCACGUGGUGGGAUGUGCACAGUGGAUGGUUAGACGUCGGAGGACAAAUGGCAAAUUACGCAGGCCAAGACUACUCGCAAUUAACGCAUUCACUAUCCGGAGGUGCUCACUUACUACCCCCCGCCCCGCAUCUGCUGCAAGACGCAUACAAGUCCGUGUUGCCUACGCAAGGCUCGUUCGGACUGCACGGGCCGGGCUCGCCGGCGCCGCCCGCGCAGGCUCCCUCUCCCCGGUCGCAGCGCCGGUACGCCGGCCGAGCCACGUGCGACUGCCCCAACUGCCAAGAAGCAGAGAGGCUAGGACCCGCGGGCGCCCAUCUAAGAAAAAAGAAUAUUCACAGUUGUCACAUACCCGGCUGCGGGAAAGUGUACGGCAAAACGUCCCACCUAAAAGCCCACCUUCGCUGGCACACAGGCGAGAGGCCGUUCGUGUGCAACUGGCUAUUCUGCGGGAAGAGGUUUACGCGCUCCGACGAGCUGCAGCGACACCUGCGCACGCACACCGGAGAGAAGAGGUUCGCGUGUCCAGUGUGCAAUAAGAGAUUUAUGCGGUCAGAUCACCUAGCGAAACAUGUAAAAACGCACAACGGAGGUAAAAAGGGCAGUUCAGAUUCGUGUUCGGACUCUGAGGAGAAUAGCCAAGGAGAAGGCGGUUUGGGCGGGCGGUCGCCGGAGCAUCCUCUGGACGUGAAGCCGGGCGCGCUGGUGUGACGCGCGCGCGCGGCCGCGCCGCCCGCGCCGCCGCUGCCGCUGCUGCACCACGCGCCGCUCCUGUGAUACUGCCGCCCGCGCCCCGGCGCCGGCGCCGGCGCCCCGCCCGGGCCUGUACAUACCACAUAUCAGAACAUUGUACAUAGUAACGUGCUCCUGUAAAAUAAACAGUGCGGUGCUGCAGCCGUUGUGUAUUUGUUGUGAGAUUUAAGUGUUGUACAGUAUAGAACUAUAAAUGAUAUAGUAAGAAAUGUAUGGUUAAUUAGAAUAAGUAGAUCACUGUUUUAGUCCAAAAUUACAGUUCAUUAUUUAUUACAUUAUUUUAUAUAAUAAUACCUCAUUGAUAUGAAUGAAAACGAAUUUAUUGUCGGACCCUGCUGAUGCUUAUGUUCUUGCCUCUAAUAAUUUAUGUAUAAAGAUUACUAUUUUACAUGCAGUUUUGUAAAUAAUAUGGCUCCUACUUAAUGGUAGUUUAAGCCGGACUGCUGGGUACAUUAACUUUGCAAUAUUAAUAAAAAUAGAUAUAUGAACUAUACGGCAAUGAAUAUACCUACCAAGGGUAUGAUCAAUAUUUAAUUAACUAAAAAGUAGAUAAACCGAGACACCAACGACACGAUUUUGAGCUGACACUUGAAAAAUCUACCUUUGAGAUAUAACAGUUGUAGGUUAUUUGGCAGCGCAAAUAAACGUCACACUUUCAUUAAUUAUCUAUCUAUCUGUAAACCUACACACAUAUAUGUUUAGUUUUAAUAUCAUUCCUUGUCCCAAUAAUUACUUAUAAUUCAUCAAACCUUUAUAUUUAAUCUAGAUUGAAUAACAACUGGAUUUUGGCUGAAGACGAGUCAGGAUUCUAUUCAGAUAGUAAUUUCUUAAUAUCAAUUUGAAAAUGGUAUGACUCAUCAACCUCUGACAGUGACUGAAUGAAAGGCGCUUUCUGUGAUAUGAUAUAAUAUUAAUGAUAAAUUGGAAACAAGAAAUUACUAACCGAAUACCUCCUAAUCACAUCAGCAAAAAAUGUACUCUUACCACUAUUAAUCACAGGGAGAUUAUCCAAAAACGCUUAACAACUCCAUAGUGAACGAAACAUUUCCUUAUCGCAAUACUAUGAGCAGAAAUCGGACAGUUGGGCGUCAUUUGUAUGACGUUUACGGAAUAAAGAACCUUAUGUUUUUAGAAUGAUGCCCAGUUGUCCGAUCUCUGACAAUGAGUGAUUAGGUAAUAUAGCCAAACUAUUAGCUAGCGAAUCGUUCUCCAGGGAGCGAAUGAGGGGCAUAUUGAAUACGAAGUAUACGAACCCAAGUUUUAAAGGUACCUAAACUAAGCACCGUCACACUUGCAAUUGUCUCGUGAAAAACUUGCCUAAUAAAUGUUUAGAAAAAUCCACGAAAAGGUAGUAGGUGCAUACCUAUACUGUAAGAUGUCUCGUUUCAGUCUCAGUGUUCGACACAGCUUUUUGAGCUUCUCAUCCAUUCAUAAUACCUAAUACAGAUAACAAACACGUCAGUUACGAAAUUGUAACGAUAUUGAAUUAUUAAUUACAAACAUUGGGACAUUUUGCCUCUAUCUGGCUAUCUAGCACAACUUGCGUUCUGACGCGAGAGUCCAUACAUCUAGCUCGACUUUAUAUGAGGACAUUGUAGAAGUGAAGUUGUGCUAGAUGUUGCCAGAUAAUUUUUGUUUUAGUGUUUCAACUACCAUUAUGUAACUAUAUUAUUAUGUUCAAUGUUCAUACAAAGUUGACAUACAAAUAUUUAUCCCUUGUAAAUAAUUAAAAAAAUGGGUUUCUUGCCCAUGUUUUGUUGUUAGUCCUCAAUGACCAUAAAAAGUUUUGUCCAAUACUUAUACAAGUAUGUGUCCAUUAUUGUGCUAUUUUGUUAGCUUGGAAAGAUGUAAUUAAAUAAUAUCUGAACUUUAUUGUAUAUUGUACAAAAUUGUGCGAAUUAAAAAUGCCUGAUAUUGAUUUUAUAAAAAUUAAAGAUAUUUUUCCGAGUGGG